This is a messenger RNA of Ilex paraguariensis (yerba mate), 396 nucleotides long. NCBI's taxonomy places the organism in Eukaryota, Viridiplantae, Streptophyta, Magnoliopsida, Aquifoliales, Aquifoliaceae. The record is from the annotation of a GenBank genome assembly.
AUGAUACCCAAUGAGGUGCUUGCUCGGUGGGAUGAGUUGCUAUGUGAGUCACUGAUUCUUGCUGCCCAGAAGUUCUACUGUCCAUUUAAGGACUGUUCAGCCUUGUUGGUUAAUGACACUGAUGGAGUGAUUAGGGAGUCUGAGUGUCCCAUAUGCCGGCGAUUGUUCUGUGCGCAGUGUUCCGUGCCUUGGCAUUCAGGGAUUGGGUGUGAGGAGUUUCAGAGACUGAAUGAGGAUGAAAGAGGGAGGGAAGAUCUCAUGGUGAGAGAGCUUGCAAGAGACAGAAACUGGAUGAGAUGUCCUUGCUGCAAAUUCUAUAUGGAGAAGAACGAGGGCUGUUUACAUAUGACUUGCAGAUGUAAAUUCCAAUUCUGCUAUGCAUGUGGGGGAAAAUAG